GGUUUGCGACGACCGCGUUUGACGGCUGCUGGGAUCCCCCCUUUGCUGCCCCCACCGCCUUCUCUCUGGUUGUCAGGGCGGCGUGCUUUACGGCCCGGUGGCGAUGGCGGAGGGAGAACGGGCGGAGGGCGGCGGCGGCGGCGGCGGCGGGAACUCCGGGCGGCCGCCUCAGGAGGGCAAGCCGGGGACGCUGGAGAGAGCCGAGGCCUUCAAGACGCAGGCGAAUGACUACUUUAAAGCGAAGGACUAUGAGAACGCCAUCAAGUUUUACACCCAGGCCAUCGAGCUGAGCCCCACCAGCGCCAUCUACUAUGGCAACCGGAGCCUGGCCUACCUGCGGACCGAGUGCUAUGGCUACGCCCUGGCCGACGCCACCAAGUCCAUCGAGCUGGACAAAAAGUACAUCAAAGGCUACUACAGGCGGGCGACCAGCAACAUGGCCCUGGGCAAGUUCAAGGCGGCUUUGCGGGACUACGAGACAGUUGUGAAGGUCAAGCCAAACGAUAAGGACGCCAAGAUGAAGUACCAGGAGUGCAACAAGAUCGUGAAGCAGAAGGCCUUUGAGCGGGCCAUCGCCAGCGACGAGCACAAGCGGUCUGUGGUCGACUCCCUGGACAUCGAGAGCAUGACCAUCGAGGACGAGUACAGCGGCCCGAAGCUGGAGAACGGGAAGGUGACGCCAGAUUUCAUGAAGGAGCUGAUGCAGUGGUACAAGGAUCAGAAGAAGCUGCACAGGAAAUGUGCCUACCAGAUUCUGGUGCAAGUGAAAGAGGUGCUAUCGAAACUCCCCACCCUAGUAGAAACCACAUUAAAAGAGACAGAGAAAAUUACUGUCUGUGGAGACACGCACGGGCAGUAUUACGACCUCCUCAAUAUAUUUGAAUUGAACGGGCUGCCAUCGGAAACAAAUCCAUAUAUAUUCAACGGCGAUUUUGUUGAUCGCGGCUCCUUCUCCGUGGAGGUGAUAUUAACGCUCUUUGGUUUUAAGCUGCUGUAUCCAGAUCAUUUCCACCUCCUCCGAGGGAACCACGAAACAGAUAACAUGAACCAGAUCUACGGGUUUGAAGGAGAGGUCAAAGCCAAAUACACCGCCCAGAUGUUCGAGCUUUUCAGCGAAGUCUUUGAGUGGCUGCCCCUGGCGCAGUGCAUCAACGGCAAAGUCUUGAUAAUGCACGGUGGGCUCUUCAGUGAAGACGGCGUCACACUAGAUGAUAUCAGGAAGAUUGAGCGGAACCGGCAGCCCCCCGACUCAGGGCCCAUGUGCGACUUGCUGUGGUCGGAUCCGCAACCCCAGAAUGGCCGGUCGGUCAGCAAGCGUGGCGUGAGCUGCCAGUUUGGGCCGGACGUCACCCAAAGCUUCCUGGAGCGCAACCAGUUAGAAUACAUCAUCCGGAGCCACGAGGUCAAGCCCGAGGGCUAUGAGGUCGCCCACGACGGCAAGUGCGUCACGGUCUUCUCGGCCCCCAACUACUGCGACCAGAUGGGCAAUAAAGGGUCCUACAUCCACCUGCGAGGCUCGGACUUGCGGCCAGAAUUCCACCAGUUCACAGCAGUGCCUCACCCGAACGUCAAGCCAAUGAUGUACGCCAACUCGCUGCUGCAGCUGGGGAUGAUGUAGCUGCCCCCGCCUCGGCUGCCCCCCCCCCUCGCCUGCCUGAAGACCCAAUGCACUAGGCAAAUCAGAUCACCGUGGUUUCCUUUAUUUCCUUUCAUUUGACGAUUUCUUCCAACAUCCGCCUUUGCGACGAAGCAGGAGCUGUCUUGGGGGCAGGGGGACGGGGGGGGAAGCAGCUCCGCCGAGGUCGCACACGGAAUAACGCUCAGACCAGGAGGCAGGUCCUGACCCGGGGCGGCCCCUUUUCUCGCAUUUGCUCACUCCACAUGCGCACACGCAAGAGGAAGCGGCCGCCAGAGUGUUAGAAGCAGCGGAUUUUUUAAUAUAUUGGAAGAUUGUAUUUAUUCCCUCCCUCCUCUGGCUCGCGAUCUCGGCUGCUCUUCAGCCUCCCGUGGGAUCCACCUCUGCCUUCGCCACGUGGGCCGAGGGGAGGCUGUCCUGCGUGGCCAGCGUGGCACCCCUUAGCCCGGAGGGCCGAGUGUGUCGGUGCCACGGGGCAAGCACCCACGCACGUCCUUUCUCCUGGAUCUUGCGUUCGGUUCCGCAGUGGCAAGGGAAGGGUCCAGGCGGCACAUUCUGUGCCUCGGCAGCCAGAGGCCGGGGCCGCUCCGGAGCAGGAAGCAAAUGUCGGGGAAAGGAUCGUGUCCUUUCCCAGUGGCUGCUGCCCACCCAUGGCGACUUUCUGAGGUCUGGGCGGGAGGGAGGGGGGGCGCUUGGCCUCAUCUGCCUGCCAGUUCUGUUCCCCCCGAUCGCCCAGUGUCCACGUGGAGCCCGCUGGCAUUCCACUUCACACGCCCGAGGAAUCCAGGCAAGGCGGGAGUCUGUCCUGGGUUUCCGCAGCAUGUGGGGUGGGAGCCAGCAGGGACGGGGCUGGACGAACCUUCCCCACGGCCGCUGUGGCGUGUGCGAGGUGGGCAGCCUGGCCCGUCCCCUUCCCCGUGGGCUCAGCUCGGCCCACUGCCGCCUGUUCCUCCUCCUCCCCCCUCAUACCGUCAGUUCACCAGCAGGAGGCCCAGCUUCUAGGCAGUUGGGGUGGAGGCAGGGCAGGAGGGGAGCGUGGCGUGCCGAUCGAUCGUGGCUCUGCAGCGUGCCAGCCUCGUCGCUCCGCCUCGUGCAUCUCUGUUGUGGGAUUUGGUGCUGUGGGUGUUUUGGGAGGGGAAACGUCAUCUGGGCAUUUUUACAACCGCUCGAUCUUCAGGGCCAUAGGCUUUGGCCACCUUUUCAUGAUCCAGAGGAAUCAGAGGUUCCAGGGCCAUACGUCUCUGGGGAUCCUUCAAACCCUCUUCCCUCUGCCCCGGAAGGAACCCUUUUUGCUCAGUUCAUGCUCUUGCUCUGGGAAGCCCUGGAACUUCUGACCGCUUUCCGGGGGCCAUCCUGCCUUGAAAUGUCAGUGGGCUUGUGGGAAGAGAGACCAAGACCCACCCCAACCAUUUCAGCUUGGCAGCAGAGAUGAGGCAGGAAAGAUUCUGGGCUCCUGACUUGCACGUGAGUGAUCUUCUGUCUGUCCAUCCUUCCUUCCCUCCCUCCUCCCUUGCCCUUUCUAACCUCUUAAAUCUCCCCCUUCACCAUAAAUAAGCCACAGAAAAUGUAAGUGAGGAACGAGAACCGAGCUCACAGACCAGCCUUGCCUAAGCCUGUGGAACCAGGAAAUGGACCCGGGCAGGGUGCUGCUCUCCGUGUGUCCCCCACCCUCCUGCCCUGGAGGCCUCCCCUUCUUGCUCUCGCUCUCGCUCUGAGAAGGAGUUUCAUUUUGGCUUCCCCAAACCGAAACGAGGCUGCUCCCCCUCCCUUUGUGGCCGAAAAGAAGAGAAACCAGCGAAUAUUCCAGAAUCACGUGGGGUGUUGUUUUUUUUCCAUGCGGACCAUGGAGGGUUUUUAUACAUCCAGGAUUCCCUUUCCACCUGCCCUCCCACCUACUGAGCUAUUUUACUGUCUGUAAUUAAACAAAAGACGUUAAAAUAAAGUAAGUAUUGAAAGACC
Messenger RNA from Varanus komodoensis (Komodo dragon), 3595 nucleotides. It is a transcript of the gene PPP5C, whose product is annotated as protein phosphatase 5 catalytic subunit. The coding region runs from base 104 to 1618 and encodes 504 amino acids. Gene Ontology annotation, molecular function: protein binding; protein serine/threonine phosphatase activity. Gene Ontology annotation, cellular component: nucleus; cytosol. The transcript has 13 exons. The record is from RefSeq and is a predicted model, not a curated record. Lineage: Eukaryota; Metazoa; Chordata; Lepidosauria; Squamata; Varanidae.